This is a messenger RNA of Stylophora pistillata, 1639 nucleotides long. RefSeq lists its product as uncharacterized. The record is from RefSeq and is a predicted model, not a curated record. Gene Ontology annotation, molecular function: 3'-5' exonuclease activity; 5'-3' exonuclease activity. Lineage: Eukaryota; Metazoa; Cnidaria; Anthozoa; Scleractinia; Pocilloporidae.
UAGCUUACACGCACAGAAAUAAUGGCGUCCGCGAAGGAGAAAUCGGCCAAGCGAUCGCCAACUAGAACUGACACUACGGGAGAAAAUACGAGUACCCCGACUGUGAUAAACACGUUUGCUAACGAUGGCAGUUUUCUAGAACUUUUUAAGAAAAAAAUGGAAGCAGAGGCUAAAAAACUUCAGCCGAAAUCUGAAAGUACGUUAGGGCAAAGUACAAAUUUUGAAAAGAAAGAUGACAAGAUAUCAGACGAGGAAUCGGGUCCAAAGAAAGAUAAUGAUGGCAAAGCUCCUGGACUUUCGCUUUCAUUGACACAGCAGGGUAAGAGGCAUUUUGCUGUUGGAAAGAUGGGUGGUGCUUCACGGCAGAUUUAUGCAAAGAAAAUGAAGAAGGAAAAAGAUGCAGCUGAGGCAGCAAAAAAGGCUCAGUUAGAGGAAGAAAACAAAUCUUCAGCAUGGAAAGCUUAUAUGGAGGAAGUUAAAAAAUAUAAGGAGAUGAGUUGUUCAGAUGAUAGCGACAGAGUGACACCGCUCGUGAAAUGACCCACAUCUACAGAAUCUCUGCAUUAUAAAAUUUAGGAUAACAUAAUUCAGGCUUUUCAAAAUUACUUAACUUUUAUACUUAAAAUAAUCCCUUUUUUUCCUUCUUCUUUUUGUAACCUAGAAAUGAAGUCUUUUAAGUUGUUUGUUGCAUCCUCGUCCUAAACUCGCAAGGAGAGAAACUAGGAGACAGCUAUCAAAUUCAUCCCAUCUUUAGUUUCAUUAGGCUUUGCUAAACACAAGUUUAACUAUGGUGUAUGAAGUAAUUCAAAUGUACCGUCAUGGUUUGGAUAUAAAUAAGCAUGCACUUGGGGUGUUGUGGGAGAAGAUGGGAAAUAUGACACAGCUUGGGGAUGUAGGCAGGGGAUUUGAGUAUGCGGUUGAGGAAGGGUCUGCGACUCUCUCAUUCUCACAAGUGUUCCUUUUUGUUUCUCAUACUCGUUAUUAAAUCUAAAUGGGAGCCCGGUUAUCAAUUAUACUUUGAUAAGUUUAUUGUGACUGUCCAAUAAGUACGGUACAUAGGUCUGUAAAUUUUUUCAAAGGUAUAGGAAAUGAACGACUUCUUAUGGGAAGAAAAAUCUUUUGAUCCCUUUACAUAAGUCUUCAAAAAUGUAUCUUACUUCUGAUGAGUUAAGACCCCAAAUUCGUGCAAAUGUUCAAUAGUUAGGUUCUUCCUCUAUUGAAAUUCUUUCUGUAGUUGAAGGUAUUUUAUAAUCACUUCCACAAGUAAAAAUCAGAAGGCCAGGUUCUAGGUUCCAUUGUUCAUGCUUUAACAAUCUGGAGCUCAGUUUUGAUGCAAAAUUAUUGCAUUACAUUACUCACUCCCACAGAGAUCCCUUUCAAUUUUGGGAAUUGCGUACCGUCUGUCUUGUAAUGUGAUUAUUUGUGUGAUCACACUAUAUGAUUAAUUGUUAUAGUCUGAUCAUCAACCAUAUGUUUGUUUUCUGUAAGAAGAAUUACUUUGAUAUUUGGAUGGAUUUGCAUAUUAAACAUACUGGUAACAGUAUGGUAUUUCAAUAUUUAAAAUAUGGGUUCUUGUAAAAACGUGCAGAGUUUCUGUGCCUUUCCAAUGGUUGUAAAUAAACUGCUUAGCAUAACUGUU